GUAUUAAUAAAAGUGCAUCACAUAUUGUUUUAAAUCGAACAGUUGUUGACAAAAAUUCCAUUUCCUCGGCUCCAUCUGAUUUUAUUACAUCAAUAAUGUUCAAAAUUGUUCAGAAAAAUAAAACGUGUUAGGCCUGAAAGUCAAAUUUAAAGUGAGGACGAGAUGCUCAUCGAGUCGAACGGAUAACGCGAACAAUGUCUAAGUUCCUCAUACUUCUCAGCCUUUCAUCAGCAAAAGCCGUCGAAUUGUCGCAAGAAUUUGCAGAUUUUUCCGAGAAUCCUCUGAUAACAUUUAGCGAAUUGAUAUCGGUACUUCACUCGAGGGGUGUGUAUGUCGUCCUUGCCGCAUUGAUAAUCGUCUCUUUCGUGAUAUCCGCGUUCACCAAUAAGUUUUCUGAUGAGAAGGAGCCAGACGAAGAUGAGAGAUCCGGAAAAACUCUUUCGUCAUCACUCUUUUGGAGUUUGCUAUUACCAUCACCUUGUCAGAAAGAAAGAAUAAAAAUGGUAAAAUGUGAAACAGAAGAUCUAAAAACGACUUUAGAAACGUUGAAGUCUGAACUGGACCUAGCAAAUAGAUCUAAAGAAGAACUGGAAGUUGCUGUAGCUGUAGGAAAGCAAGAUACAGCAGAAAAUAUUCGGGCAAUGAAUGAAAGAGAGCUACAAACUAACAAAGAAAGACUAACGCAAAUACAAAUUAUUCAAGAGGAAAAAAAUGGCAUGAGCCGAGAAAUCGAGCAGCUGAGACAAGAACGGGAAGAGAAGCUGUCAGAGAGGGCUUUCAAGGAACAACAAGAAAUUGUCGAAAGUUUGAAGAGCGCUCGGACCGAGGUCGCCCUUCUCAAGAAUAUGAUGAAAGAGAUGAAAGCCGAAAGAGACGUCGCUGUGAAAAUUGCUACCGACAUGCUCCAAAAAGUGAACGGCGUCGAUCAGAAAGAAACUGAGCGGUUCAUCGAAGAGUCGUUAAAUUCGGAGCUAAUACGACUCAGGGAAGAAGAGGAACAGAAAUACGAAAAAGAAAGGCGGAGGACUAUUGAAGAAGGGGAGGACAACUACACUCCUCAUUGCGGCAGCAACUGCAUUCUCCACUGUGACAUCAGCGCGUUGGGUGACGGUCCGCUAACAAUUUGCAACAACCUCAACGACCUCAUCAUCGCCGUCCAGGACACCCCGGGCAGCUUGGAGGCCACCCGGGCGGAGAGUUCGAACAGUGAAAACAGCUCUGUCGACGAGGAGGGAGACGCCAACAAGAAACACCUGGUGACCCGCUCACCUGCUUUCCGAGCUUUUCUCAACUCCAUGGCUCCAAAAGAUUUAAGAACACCCCUGGGACGCUUUUCACCUAUUACAUCUGGUUCUUGAGCACCUCGAUCUCGGACCGGGCGCGCUCCAGACUCUCCAUCGAGUCCUUGCUGUUCCUUGAAAGUGCUCUCCGACAGCUUCUCUUCCCGUUCUCGCCUCAGUUGCUCGAUUUCUCGGCUCGUGGCGUUUUUUUAAACUCCCAACAAUUCAAUAAAAAACACGUUUAACAAAGAA
Cimex lectularius (bed bug) is the source of this 1532-nucleotide messenger RNA. RefSeq lists its product as uncharacterized. NCBI's taxonomy places the organism in Eukaryota, Metazoa, Arthropoda, Insecta, Hemiptera, Cimicidae. The record is from RefSeq and is a predicted model, not a curated record. The transcript has 9 exons. Bases 195 to 1358 code for a protein of 387 amino acids.